AUGAAGAUAUCACUCCUGCAGCUCUUUCUUUGCAUCAUUUUGGGGUUUCUCACGACGACGACAGCAGUAAUCACACUUUGCAACUGUGAUCAUCACAACAUUAGUAUUCGAGCAGAAGCUUCUGCAGUCGAAAUUGACUCAACCAAGGAGUUGGAGAAUCAAUUUGCUGGUCUAUAUUCUAAUGCUAAUAUUAUGGUUGCCGGAAGUAUUGGCACUACUAUUGAUUCCUACCAUUUUCCAAUUGUAGCACCACAAGGUAAUAUUCAUGUAUCAUCUUUGGAUAUUUCGAGUGGUUUGCCAAUAAUUUACUUAUCGGAUAUUCAAUUUUGUGUGGUGAGAAGGAUUAUUGGAAAUAUGAGUGUGGUUGUGGCAGGAAAUGGAAUUUGUUCUGUGCCUCAAGAUAAACCAUCAUUGAGUGGAUUGGCUACUGAAUUUUCAUUGACAUCACCGAGUGGAGUUUACUUGGAUGAAUCGACAAAUUCUCUAUUUAUAUUGGAUGUCUAUAAUUUUGCUAGUUAUAUAAGAGUUGUUGAUAUGGAAAGUGGAAUUUUGAGAACUCUUUCUUUGAGUUAUGAUCCUGCCAUGUAUAAUGCCAUUCGUGCUCCAACUAUGAUUACAAAAUAUAAUGGAAUAUUUUACAUUGUUGAUAGUGGGAAUAAUUUUAUUAGAACCAUGACAUUUCUUGAUGAAAAUAGUGUUCUGUGUAAGGUUAUUAUGGGAGGUGUGAAUACUCAAUCAUCAAGUAAUUGUAAUGGUGCUGAUCCUUUGAGUUGUAAAAUGUCAAAUCCAACAAGUAUUGCCCUUUCUUCAGAUGGAAUGAUUGUUGUAGAUUCUGGAUAUAAUAGAUUAUUACAGUUCAGUACAAAUGGAAUAGUUUAUAAUUGGGCCAAUUUUGCACCCAUUACAAAUCCAUUACAUAUUAUCAGUUUGGGUUAUGAUUCAUCUUAUGUUGUUUCUACUGGUGGAGGUCAAUUACUUUUAUUCAAUCAAACCACUCAACAGUUGGCAAAGGUGAAAGUUCUGUAUGAUAACAACAUUGUGGGAAUUAACUUUUUUGGAUGGGACUCACACGAUCAUAUUUACUUCAAGUCAACCAUGCAAAAUGUGGCAGCAACCCAAGUAAUGAAGUUUAAUUUUCGUACUUUGGAAACACCUCUCCUUUUUAGUGGAUUCUAUCCAUAUACUUUUAAUCCGAAUGUACCAGCUUCAAGCUCUUUUUUACGAAACUUGAAUCAAUUACAAGUCAUAAGUGAUAGUGAAGUCUACCUUACUUCCUAUCAAUCAGCAGUUUUAAAACUUGAUUUGAAAACUGGUUUUGCUAAUGUAAUUGCUGGUAGUUUGUCCAAUUCUGGUUAUAACAAUGAUGGCAUUCCAGCAAUCCAAUCUCUUUUGAAUCAGCCAAAAGCUAUGGCCAAGAUUUCACUCGGCCUUUUAAUUGCAGAUAGUGCAAAUAACUUAAUUAGAUUAGUGGACAAUACUGGAAUAAUUUCAACAAUUGCAGGAAAAUAUGCAUCCAAUAAUGGAAAUUGUAAUGAUGGAUUACCAGCUACUUCAUGUACAUUAUCUGGACCUAGUGGUGUCGUGGCGCCUCCAUCAUUGUGGGCAGAUCAAUUCCUCUUCGACUUUGCAGAUAGUAGAGUGAAUAUUAUUAGGAGGGUCAAUAAUGAUAAGACCAUUACAACACUUUCUACCUCGAACUUGUUGAAUUAUCCGACAAGUUUAUUUUAUACUCCUAAUGGGGAUUUAUAUAUUGCGAAUAGUGGAGGAAAUCAAAUCUUGAAAUUAUCGAAAGGAACUAUUUCAGUAAUUGCAGGUACUGGAACAAGAGGUAAUCAAGGAGAUGGGAAACAAGCAACUAGUGCUCAAUUAAGCUAUCCUCUUGCAGUGACUGUCACCUCAAAUGGAGUUAUUUUCAUUGCAGAUUCAGGCAAUAAUGCUAUCAGAAAGAUUAAUACUGAUGGAAUAAUUUCAACUGUUACAACUGAUGCCAUUCAGGGAACUAAUGGUGUUGCCAUAACUACAGAAGGUGCUCUUCUAUAUAGCGAUUCUUUUACCAUUAGAAUGAGAUACUCUGACUCGUGUAUUGAUUCACAAGGUCAAGUUUGUUCAGGUCAUGGUGAUUGUGUGAAUGGAAGUUGCGCCUGUCUAUCUGGAUGGAGGGGUAAUUCAAUGUGUAGCAAUUUUUCUUGUGAUGUUCCCAAGCCAACACAUGGACUGAAUUGCAUUGGACCAAAUCAGUAUUCCUGUACCAGUGGAUGGUAUGGAGAUUUGUGUAAUAUUCCAGUUUGUUUUGGAAUAAUAGCUAAUAAUUCAUUGGUGUGUAAUUCACACGGUACAUGUGUCUCAAAUAACACAUGUUUGUGUCAAAGUGGAUGGAAAGGAAAUGAGCAAUGUGGAUCAUAUUCUUGUGAUAUUCCAUCACAACAUGGAAUAUGUGUUGGACCAAAUAUUUAUGAUUGUGAAGAGGGAUGGGUUGGAAAUCUCUGUGACAUUCCAAUAUGUUUUGGGAAAUUGGCAAAUGAUUCAACCUGUUGCAACUCGAAUGGUAAAUGUAUUUCCAACAAUACUUGUAAAUGUGAUAGUGGAUGGGAAGGUCAACUAUGCACACAAUAUAAUUGUGAUGGUGUUAAUAAUUGUCAACCUCAUGGUUCAUGCAUUUCUAAUAACACAUGCAAAUGUAAUUCAGAAUAUGGAGGUAAUGAUUGUUCAUUACCUUACUGCUUUGGAAAAUUGAGAACUAGUGGAUGCAAUGAUCAAGGAGUUUGUGUCUCAUUCAAUAAGUGUUCGUGUUUUCCUUUUUAUUUUGGAGAAACAUGUUCUUGGUUGGAUUGUGAUCCGUCCUCAAAUAACCCAUCUCAAAACUCAACCAAAAGGUGUUCAUCUAAUGGUCUUUGUGUCCUCAGUCAAAAUGCUUCCAAUCAAAACUCAACAAAAUGUCAAUGCGAUGAUGGGUAUAGUGGAAAAUUUUGUCAAGAUAUUGAUUCUGGAAAUGGAACAGCUGCAGCAAUUGUUGUUAGUAUUAUUCUCCUUUGCAUCUCAUCAGCACUCAUAGGUAUUGGUGUAUUUGUCUAUUUUAAAAAGUUUAGAAGAAACAAAAACCAAGAUCCAGAAAAGAAGAGUCUUUUACCAUCAUUUGUUUAUCGUUCAGAACCUGAAACAAUUAGUUCAAUAGAUUCAUCAACCAAUAAGACAGCAGUAUCUCUUCAAACCAUUGAUGAGGUCGAAAAUCAUCCAAGAGAUUUACCUGGCAAUAGUAAAUCAAUCAGCAGUCCUCUUGCCUCAACGAGCUCACCAAACCUUUUAUCAUCAAGAAAUCAUUUCAGAAUUCGUGAAAAGGAAUAUGUACUAGUUAAGAAAUUAGGAAGUGGAGCUUAUGGAUCUGUAUUUAUUUUUAAAGAGAUUACAACUGAUGAAUUAUUUGCUGUGAAACAGAUUGAAGUUACCAAUCCAUUUGGAAGUGAAUUUAAGGAAGUUGUAAAUAUGUAUGAAUUGAGUGAGGAAUCCAAUCCUUUCAUAGUACCAAUUUUAGGUUGUACAAUGGUCGAGAAUAGUUUAUUCAUUUGUAUCAUCAUGCCAUUGUACAAGUGUGAUUUGAGAAAUUGGAUUCACACCCAUCAAAAUCAAAUUCCAAUAGAAUUAGUUUUGGAAAUUAUCAAGCAAAUAGCAUCUGCUCUCGACUAUCUCCAUUCAAAAGGAAUGGUCCACAGAGAUUUGAAACAAACCAAUAUUUUCAUUGCAAAAGCUCCAGAAAACCCUCAAUCUUCAUCAAAAUCCAUCUUGGAAUGGAAUAAUGAUUUUUUAUUGUGUGUCGGUGAUUGGGGAUCAUCAAGACAUCAACAUCGUUCCAAUCUCACUGCCUACGAAGGUACAUUACAAUACAGUGCUCCAGAAGCAAUUAUUAAGGGAGAAUUCGGACCACCAAGUGAUAUUUGGAGUUUAGGAUGCAUAGUUUAUCAACUGCUUUCAGGAGAUUAUGCAUCUGUAUUGCUGAGAGUCAAGCAAGGAAAUGAUGAGGCCGAUACGAAAGUUCUUCUCCCUGCCAUUGUUCAAUUUAGUAAGAAAGUGAAGUACCAAGGGGAGGUAUUUGAACUCUGUUGUGAUUUAUUGUGGGAAAUGAUACGAUAUGAUCCUGCCAGUAGAAUUAGUCCUUCACAAAUACUCCAGAGAAUUCAAGCACUUUCGAAAUGA
Naegleria gruberi is the source of this 4188-nucleotide messenger RNA. RefSeq lists its product as uncharacterized. Lineage: Eukaryota; Heterolobosea; Eutetramitea; Acrasida; Naegleriidae. Gene Ontology annotation, cellular component: cytoplasm; nucleus. Gene Ontology annotation, molecular function: ATP binding; protein serine/threonine kinase activity; protein binding. Gene Ontology annotation, biological process: mitotic DNA damage checkpoint signaling; protein phosphorylation. The coding region runs from base 1 to 4188 and encodes 1395 amino acids. The record is from RefSeq and is a predicted model, not a curated record. The transcript is spliced from 3 exons.